UGUCCACCCGCCGCCAUGUUGUCCAGUGACGUCACCAACCAGGAAGUGAGCUCGCGGGUCUCUGUGGCAGCGGCUGAGGCUCGCGUACCAAAACAGCUCUUCUUCCUCCUCAUCAUCAUCAUCAUCCUCCGCCUCCUCCUCUCGGACCAUGGACCGGAGUCAACGCUCAGAUCACCUGUUGGUUGCUGUGAGAACAUGAGCUCCGCCCACCUGUCCACAGUGGAUGGCACUGAUAGGUUGUGUGUUUCUGAGCGCGCUCAGUGCGUCCCUUCUCCAGUGCUGCACCUGCGGCAGCUACCUGCUGACACCUCUGAACAGGAAGUGGUCGACCUGGCACUUCCCUUCGGCAGAGUCUCCAAACUGAUCACAUUGAGGACCAAAAACCAGGCGUUUCUUGAGAUGGCGUCGGAGGAAGCAGCCGUUACCAUGGUGAACUACUACGCCUCAGCCCCGCCCACCAUCAGGAACCAGCCAGUCUUCAUUCAGUACUCCACCCACAGAGAGCUGAAAACAGACAAUCUGACCAAUCAGGUGAAGAGGAGCCUCUUAGGCCCCGCCCACUGUAUUGUGAGCAACAGAGUGGGCGGAGCCUCAGCUAGUAAUCUGUCUCCAUACCAGCAGAGGGCGCUGCAGGCCAUCAGCACGGCAGCAGUGCAUUCUGGGAGCCUGGCAUCGUCAGAGGGGCGGGGCUUAAUCCCGGCGCCCAGCGCGGUUCUGAGGAUCAUCGUGGAGAACCUGUUCUACCCAGUGACCCUGGAGGUCCUGCAGCAGAUCUUCAGUAAAUUCGGCUCCGUCCUGAAGAUCAUCACCUUCACCAGGAACAACCAGUUCCAGGCUCUGCUGCAGUUCAGCGACGCCGUCCACGCUCAACACGCCAAGGCGUCUCUGGAUGGCCAGAACAUCUACAACGGCUGCUGCACGCUGCGCAUUGACUUCUCCAAACUGAGCGCGCUCAACGUCAAGUACAACAAUGACAAGAGCCGCGACUUCACCAGAGCCGACCUGCCGAGUGGAGAGCUGGACCCGGCCGGCGCCGCCGCCUUUGGUGUAGCUCUGCCACCAUACGGAGCCGCAGCGUUCCCGCCCUCCUUCCACCAGCACACGGGUCUCCCCGUGGGGGCCGUCCCCGGCUCGCUGAUGUCCCCUCCUCGCAUGGCGCUGCAGGUGGCACCCCCUGCGGGCUACUCGGUGCUGCUGGUGUCCAACCUGGACCCGGAGAGAGUUUCCCCCCACUGCCUCUUCAUCCUGUUUGGAGUUUACGGCGACGUCCAGCGAGUCAAGAUCCUGUUCAACAAGAAGGAGAACGCGCUCGUCCAGAUGAGCGACGCCACGCAGGCGCAGCUCGCGAUGAGCCACCUGAACGGCCAGCGUCUCCAUGGAAACGUGAUCCGGGUGACCCUGUCCAAGCACCCGGUGGUGCAGCUGCCGCGCGGGGGGGCGGGGUCAGAGGAGCAGACGCUGACGCAGGACUUCUCAGGCUCCGCCCUCCACCGCUUCAAGAAGCCCGGCUCCAAGAACUUCAACAACAUCUUCCCUCCGUCAGCGACGCUGCACCUGUCCAACAUCCCGUCGUCGGUGGGUGAAGACGCCCUGAAGGACCUGUUCUCCUCCAGAGGUUUCGCUGUCAAGGCCUUCAAGUUCUUCCAGAAGGACAGGAAGAUGGCGCUGCUGCAGCUGGCGUCGGUGGAGGAGGCGGUGGAGGCGCUUAUCGCCCUCCACGACCAGCAGCUGGACCACAACCAGCACCUCCGCGUCUCCUUCUCCAAGUCCACCAUCUGACCCCUCCCCCGCAGCCCAGCGGCCAAUCGGACGGCAGGGCCUCCCCGCGGCCCACGCUGAGGGGGGUGGACCGGCGGCCGGGCCGGGCCUUGUCGCCAUGGUUAAGGAUGUUCCUGAGCACAUUCCUGAGCGGCAGCAGCGGAGCAUUGUGGGUAACGGAGUCAGGACCAGGAGAGCCGGAAACUCGUGCAGAUGUUUUGGUUCCUGCUGAAACCUUUGAACUGAAACUGUUUUAUUUGAACUCUUCAUCGUCGUCCUGCUGCUGUCUGACCAUCAUCAUCAUCAUUUUGUUAUUAUUCCUGCUGUGGAUGUUCGGGCUCUCCGUCUUUUGUGCCUUAUUUUUCAGAUUUUCUUACGGCCUGUAGGGGGCGCUUUGUGUGACUGUCUGGUGUGUUUCUGCUGUUCUGGGAGGUUUUUAACGUCGGCUCUAUUUAUACUGUAUAACGUGAUGCUGUUGAAGCCCCGCCCACUUGUGUGUGUGUGUGUGUGUGAGGUCAUAUGUUGAAACCUGAGCAAUGAUCCAUCUGGCCGGCUCAGGGGUCAAAGGUCAGCACCACUUCCAUGUCUGGAGGGAUUAAACCAAGUCAACGUUUCUGUGCCUUAAUUCAGGCAACCUGUUCUGAUUAUGACAUCACUUAUCAGGUUCUGGUCAGGCCCGGUGAGACCGGAACCGGACUGAAGAACUUUCCAAUUGCUUCUUAUUAAUCUCAGAUUUAUUUCCUGCGGAGACAAAAACACUAAAAGCUGUUAAAUGUGGAGAAACAGGAAGUUCACCAAUAAUAAAUCUGCUUUAAUGAACCAGGAAAUAAAUAGAAAUAUGACGCUACAUGCAAGUAAAACAGGUUUUAUCACUUUCUUCACUGUAAUAUGACCUAAAUAAUCUGGAUUAUCAUAAUCCAUUUUACCAUCUGGUUCUGAAUCAAGUUCAGUUUUAAUACGAAUAAAAACUGAUGUUCUGUCAUGAAUAAAAAUAAUUUGUAAAAGAAAAUA
Poecilia latipinna (sailfin molly) is the source of this 2769-nucleotide messenger RNA. Its product is annotated as polypyrimidine tract-binding protein 3. The coding region runs from base 16 to 1779 and encodes 587 amino acids. Gene Ontology annotation, molecular function: RNA binding. The transcript has 13 exons. NCBI's taxonomy places the organism in Eukaryota, Metazoa, Chordata, Actinopteri, Cyprinodontiformes, Poeciliidae. The record is from RefSeq and is a predicted model, not a curated record. Gene Ontology annotation, biological process: mRNA processing. Gene Ontology annotation, cellular component: nucleus.